GCCGCCUCGUUCUCUCGCUUUCUUCCUUCCCCUCCCCCGACUACUACUACAACUACUCCAUCGUCCCCAUCGCCCAUCAACUUUUCUUCCCCGGACGGUACUAUUCCGACAUUGUUUGAUUGUGGUGGACAGAACGAUAUUCAGAGUGAGAAAAAAGAAACGAAGAAGACAGCACACGUGCUGGACCGCUCGACAAUUGAGUUACUUUUCUACGGCAACCCACGCAUUCGACCGUUUGUGAACGUCGUUAUUUAUUUCGAACCGUCACGCCGUCAACCCCCCUACCAUAAUCCAUCGAAUCGUUUGGCAAAGUCUGAAGUCUCGAGGCCAUUCCUGCCUCAAAACGAUCCACCAUGUCCGAAUUCAAUGGCCGUCGCGCCCCCAACUUCUCCCAAUACCUCGACGACUUAAACGCAAUUCCAUCGCCCUAUGACCAAGCCGUCCAGCAGCAGCAAAAGCAGGACUCGUUCAACCUCGAUGCUGAACUUUCGCUCUUCACCAACGCCGAGUUCUUUGAUUUCGAUCAGUUCAAUUUGCCUACGUUCGACUCGGUGGACAAUGACAAGUUGAAGGAUAACUCGAACAAUGUGGAGCAGAACCCGGAUCUGAAGUUCUUGGAUUUCCUCAAUGAUGGUUUGAACAACAUGAGCAAUGAUUUCUCAUCCACGAACUUCAACAGUGUCGGCACCAACAACUCUGCCGGCCAAUCUGUAUCCACACAGAAUGCUCCGUUCACAAAUGUCCCCUCGGUCUCGAACGGGCUUCCUAACGUGAACACGGCUGAGUUCUCCAACCAGUCGUCCCCGAUCUCCCCAUCUCAGCCAUCUGCUCCGGCUCAAGAAUCCACACCGGCUCCGACUCCCAAGUUGUCUGCCUCUACUGCCACCAAGCGUAAGCCAAGCCACAAGCCAACUCCGAUGAGCAUUGAAGAAGCCUCACGCAAUGUUGCCGAGGAGGACAAGCGUCGUCGUAACACCGCCGCCAGCGCUCGUUUCCGUGUGAAGAAGAAGAUGCGCGAGCAAACCUUGGAGAAGACAGUAAAGGACACUACAGAGAAGAACGCCGCCCUCGAGGCCCGGGUGACAGCCUUGGAACUGGAGAACCAAUGGCUGAAGAACCUGAUCACAGAAAAGAACGGCAGGACUCCUGACGAGGGCAAGACUUCGCAGAACGACAUUGCAAGUAUGUUCAAGAAGUUCUUGGCCGCUCAGAAGAAUCUGUCAGAGAGUAGAGAGGUCGGGACAACAAGUUCGUGAAGAUAAAAGAAAAAAAAUUAGGGCUGUCAUCUCAUUUCGUUCAUUGUUGCUCGUUAAUAGUCUAUUUGGUGUUCCUAUUCUGUUCAUAUUCUGUUUCUAUUUUCUUUUAUGUAUACCGGUUGGGUUAUUUGAUUUUUUUACGAGGCUGGAGUCUGAUGGAGCGGAGCAAGGGGGAGAGGCCUUUUCCUUUUAAUGAUUGAUGAUUCCCAUGUUAAGUUAUUUAGAGCUACAGAGUAAAUACUCAUGGCUAUGAGCGUUUUUGAGUUUAAUACAGUGAACAUAAAAAAAGCAUACAUUUGUCCUCUGAACUUGAACCGUCUUGGGCUCACU
Aspergillus ruber CBS 135680 is the source of this 1586-nucleotide messenger RNA. Its product is annotated as putative bZIP transcription factor (MetR). The transcript has 2 exons. Gene Ontology annotation, biological process: regulation of transcription by RNA polymerase II. The coding region runs from base 354 to 1256 and encodes 300 amino acids. Gene Ontology annotation, molecular function: RNA polymerase II transcription regulatory region sequence-specific DNA binding; DNA-binding transcription activator activity, RNA polymerase II-specific. Lineage: Eukaryota; Fungi; Ascomycota; Eurotiomycetes; Eurotiales; Aspergillaceae. Gene Ontology annotation, cellular component: nucleus. The record is from RefSeq and is a predicted model, not a curated record.